GCCACCUAAUGCAAUGCAUUAGAUCUAUUAAUAGUUAGUAGGCAUCACGCAAGCUAUGACCUGCGGCAUACCCUUGUCACUAACCCUCAGUGGGGGUCAUUUAAUGGGGUCAUUUAAUAUGCAUGCUUCAAUCUUAGCACGAACCCGUUUAGAUGCGAUGCAAUCUUGAAUCUUGAAUCUUGAUACAACUCAUCCCCCCCCUCCCCCCAAACAACGACCUCACGACGACAGUUCCCUCGUCUCGUCGGGGAUCCGACGACCUCCUUUCGCUUCUUUCUCGAAUCCAGCGCUGCUAACCGCUAACAUUCGAGACGGAUUGAGACGGAUUGCCAUCAGGAUGUGAGGUAGGAAAUGCCUGUUAUCGAAAGCACUCGAGCCGCGACGCGCUGGAUCACCCGUACAAUUCCAGUCAUCCUCGUCGCCGCCGUUAGCUAUGCUACUUAUGCCGUAGUCGGCCGGGUCUGUUCUAACUACCUUAUCGGCAAACGAGGCGAGGUCGGGGCAGCCAUUGUCAUUCUAGUUCUAUACUUUAUACUUCUCUUAUUGAUGGUCGGUACCUAUUUAAGGACUAUACUUACCGUCCUUCUCGAUCCGGGAGUUGUGCCGUUCGGGCCGGGGGUAAUUGAACGAAAGAAGGCUGCAAGAGACCGGCGAAGACGAAGGCGUCAGGAACCUGACCUCGAGAGCCUACCCUAUUACGCCGGUCCCGAUUUGAACCCAGAUAGUCCAGGCUUAGAGGAAUUUUACACAAAAGAUGUCUUCAUAUGCGAAAAUGACGGUCGCCCAAAGUGGUGCUCGGAAUGUUCCACAUGGAAAGCAGAUCGGGUUCAUCAUAGCAGCGAAAUUGAUCGUUGUGUCUACCGCAUGGACCACUACUGUCCGUGGGUUGGCGGCAUGAUAGGAGAGAACUCCUUCAAGUUUUUUGUGCAGUUUACGACGUAUACUGCUUGCUACUGUGGCCUUGUCCUUGGCGCUACAGCUUCAAGUCUUCGAAAAGAAAUUAGCGAGGGGUCUCCAUUGGAUCCCCAUUUCAUACCUGCCAUAGUACUGGCUGCUUUCUUUGGUCUUUUUACUUUUCUAAUGACUGUAACGUCGAUGCGUUACAUCUUCCUCAACAUGACGAAUGUUGAUAUGCUCGGAUAUCAAUCCAAGGUAUACCAAUUAGCUGUCCACGUGCCCCGCGGUACCGAAUCGACAGAUAAGUUCACCGUGGUGACGUAUCCCCUACCGAGACCGGGUGAGGCUGUGAACGGCUGGUCUAACGGAACAGCCCGGCCUGGAACAAAUGAGAGCGGCGGCUCGGCUGUGCAGAUUCGGCCGUCGGCUCGCGAUGACUUGGCAACUCGCACUUUCGCUAUACUAAAAACGGAGCCGGGAGAAAACCCAUGGGAUAUCGGGAUAUGGCGCAAUUGGAAAAGUGUCAUGGGCACCAACGUCUUAGACUGGAUUUUACCCCUUCGAAAGUCGCCCUGCGUCAACCACGAGGGCCACGAUAGCUUCUACCCCAUGGGCCACGUCUUGGCAGAUGUCUUGGCCAGGUACGACCUCGCCGACCUCGCGAUGAAGGACGGUUCGGGGCUCGAGAUGAGGGAGAUUGCAAGAGGGAGCAGGGCUUAGACACACGUGCAUAAUAGAUACCCCCUUUCUAGGCAUUGGAGUUGGGGAGAUUUCCGGUGGGUUCAAGCUCAUAGCAUACCUUUGGUAGCUUACCUGGUAGGUAUUUUGGUAAAAUACUUAUUAGCGAGCGUGCUUAAUGAUAUUGUAAUCAACACAUGUAUAAUAUUAGAAGUCAGAAAUAUAUGUCUACCUUCUAGGAGAA
Daldinia loculata is the source of this 1819-nucleotide messenger RNA. RefSeq names its product palmitoyltransferase PFA5. Gene Ontology annotation, cellular component: endoplasmic reticulum; Golgi apparatus. Bases 352 to 1617 code for a protein of 421 amino acids. Gene Ontology annotation, biological process: protein targeting to membrane; peptidyl-L-cysteine S-palmitoylation. Gene Ontology annotation, molecular function: protein-cysteine S-palmitoyltransferase activity. The transcript is spliced from 3 exons. NCBI's taxonomy places the organism in Eukaryota, Fungi, Ascomycota, Sordariomycetes, Xylariales, Hypoxylaceae. The record is from RefSeq and is a predicted model, not a curated record.